GGUUGGUUGGUUGCAUUCACAGGUGUAUACAUGCAAGCCAUCGGCCGAGCUCCUAGCAGUGCAGACAUAUCGUACGUAUAGUAAUACUACGGUGGUUAGCCUCUUCCCGAAUAUAUAAGCCUUGUGCUAUUUUUCGUCCUCUGGCUCUUAGGUUUUCUUACUUUGUAUCUUGUGCGGCCUUUCUUUAAGAGAAAAUAUUUUCCUGAUCCCAAAGCACGUGCAAUUCCUUGUCAUCUGCAUGACGAGUAAUAUGAAUCCUAACAGAAAACGCCAUAAUACUGUUGCAGAAAGGGAGGGACUUAUUCCGAGAAAGAAGGAAAGUUCUGAGAAAGUACCAGAUGAGAAGAGCUUAAAUGAGGAUAAUCUUCCUUUAGUAUUCAAGAGGGCUAGAGAUAACCAUCGAAAUGGCCGGGUAGAGAAAUUGCCAUGUAUGCGUUUGAGACGAUUCUGUUGUAGAUGUAAAAAGGAAGAGGGGGUCAGAAGCGAUUGGGGACGCUGUCGUGCAUGCGGCCACGAAAGUUGUCCAGAGUGUCUUGCAUAGCCGAGCCUUUACGCUACAGACUUUUAGGCUAGCCAGUACUAUUAUGCCUUUCAAGCAAUUGGUCAGCAGGUAUAAUGUAGGAUCGCACCAUUACACCUUCCAGGGACGCCACAGCUGUAGCGGGAGCAGAAUCCUAGUACACUAUACAAGCCUCUAGACGCUGCACACCUCACCUUCUCACUUUGUCGCCGCUUUCCCUGUAGAUCGCAAUAUUCCGUGGCUAAUUUCGUUCAAAUUUAGUUCGUUGCGUAGAACUCGGUCGUAUCGAUGUAACAUAGCAAGUGUUGAUCGCUGCAUAUCAUGUCCUUUUAUCUAACGAUUGAGAAAGAAAGUAGUG
Aspergillus pseudonomiae is the source of this 878-nucleotide messenger RNA. RefSeq lists its product as uncharacterized. The transcript is spliced from 4 exons. The record is from RefSeq and is a predicted model, not a curated record. Bases 239 to 541 code for a protein of 100 amino acids. NCBI's taxonomy places the organism in Eukaryota, Fungi, Ascomycota, Eurotiomycetes, Eurotiales, Aspergillaceae.